This is a messenger RNA of Dicentrarchus labrax (European seabass), 2082 nucleotides long. Its product is annotated as paramyosin-like. NCBI's taxonomy places the organism in Eukaryota, Metazoa, Chordata, Actinopteri, Moronidae. Bases 160 to 2082 code for a protein of 640 amino acids. The record is from RefSeq and is a predicted model, not a curated record. The transcript has 25 exons.
UUUCUGUUCCUGAAGGAAAAAAAAAUUCUGUGAGUGGACUCAUUCAUCCUGCUGAAGAUUAGUGUGUGUGUGUGUGUGUGUGUGUGUGUGUUUGUGUGUGUUUGUGUGUGUGUAUAUAAGCUGUUGGACUUUAGUUCAGCUCCAGGUUUUGGUUUCAGCAUGAGGUCCACUCUGUUUCUGCUUCUGUUCUUUGAUCUGUCUCCAGCCAUCAGUCGGGGACAGUUGGAGGAGGAAGGUGGCAUGGGGACGGUGGUCCCUCCGGAGCUCCCUCCGGAGCUCCCCGUCCUUUGGGAUGAGCUGUGGGGUUUAAAGGAGCUGGUCCUGAGCCUGAAGGCGGUGGAGGUAGCGCAGCGUCAGGCCCUGCGGAGCAUGGAGAGUCGGCUGAGGGACGGGGAGGUGGAGGCUGAGCAGCAGAAACGCAGCCUGGAUGCGCUGCAGGAUAUGGCAGUCCGGCAGAGGGAGCAGCUGAGGGACUCUGAGGAGAGGACGGAGGCUGACAAGAAGCUUCUAAACCAGCUGACCUCAGGUUUGAGGGGGAGGCUGGAGGAACUGGAGGAGGAGAGCAGAGCUCGAGCACUCGAGUUUUCAGCUCAAGUGUUGACGCUUUGGUCCCAACUGAACACCAGUGAGGGUGCCGUGGAGGAGCUACAGAAGAAGAACACAGCAUUGGCGGCGGAGCUGCCAUUCCUGCAGACGAGACUGAGGGCGAGCGAGAGCACGGUGGAGCAGCUGAGGAGGAAGAGCACAGUCCUGGCAGUCAGACUGUGUAACACUGAGAGUCUGAUGGAGGAGCUGAUGAAACAGACCUCAGUUAUGGAGAGCCGACUGAACUCACUGCAGGAACAACUGAACACGUCUGAGAGAAACCAGCUCAGUCCCAUACAGGAUCAGCUGUCAUUGAUCAGCAGCAGACUGAACUCCAGUCAACCUUACCUGGAUAAGCUGAACAGAAACUCUGCAGAUCAAACGGGUCGACUGACAUCUGUAGAGACACGAUUGGAUGAGCUGAAGACAGAAAACACAGAGCUAGAGGGAAAAUUGAGAUCCACUGAGACAAAGCUGGAGAAUCACGCUGCAGCUCUGGAGGUCAGACUGAGUUUCAGUGAGAAACAGCUGGAAGAUCUGAAGACAGAAAACACAGUUCAGUCUGUUCAACUUUCCUUGAUGGAGUCCAGACUGACAGACAGCCACAACAGCACUACAGCUCUGGAGGGCAAACUGAGAUCCACUGAGACAAAGCUGGAGAAUCACGCUGCAGCUCUGGAGGUCAGACUGAGUGUCAGUGAGAAACAGCUGGAAGACCUGAAAACAGAAAACACAGUUCAGUCUGUUCAACUUUCCUUGAUGGAGUCCAGACUGACAGACAGCCACAACAGCACUACAGCUCUGGAGGGCAAACUGAGAUCCACUGAGACAAAGCUGGAGAAUCACGCUGCAGCUCUGGAGGUCAGACUGAGUGUCAGUGAGAAACAGCUGGAAGACCUGAAAACAGAAAACACAGUUCAGUCUGUUCAACUUUCCUUGAUGGAGUCCAGACUGACAGACAGCCACAACAGCACUACAGCUCUGGAGGGCAAACUGAGAUCCACUGAGACAAAGCUGGAGAAUCACGCUGCAGCUCUGGAGGUCAGACUGAGUGUCAGUGAGAAACAGCUGGAAGACCUGAAAACAGAAAACACAGUUCAGUCUGUUCAACUUUCCUUGAUGGAGUCCAGACUGACAGACAGCCACAACAGCACUACAGCUCUGGAGGGCAAACUGAGAUCCACUGAGACAAAGCUGGAGAAUCACGCUGCAGCUCUGGAGGUCAGACUGAGUGUCAGUGAGAAACAGCUGGAAGACCUGAAAACAGAAAACACAGUUCAGUCUGUUCAACUUUCCUUGAUGGAGUCCAGACUGACAGACAGCCACAACAGCACUACAGCUCUGGAGGGCAAACUGAGAUCCACUGAGACAAAGCUGGAGAAUCACGCUGCAGCUCUGGAGGUCAGACUGAGUGUCAGUGAGAAACAGCUGGAAGACCUGAAAACAGAAAACACAGUUCAGUCUGUUCAACUUUCCUUGAUGGAGUAUCCAGACUGA